This is a messenger RNA of Metarhizium album ARSEF 1941, 1929 nucleotides long. RefSeq names its product CHY zinc finger containing protein. The coding region runs from base 1 to 1929 and encodes 642 amino acids. Lineage: Eukaryota; Fungi; Ascomycota; Sordariomycetes; Hypocreales; Clavicipitaceae. The record is from RefSeq and is a predicted model, not a curated record. Gene Ontology annotation, cellular component: nucleus. Gene Ontology annotation, biological process: ubiquitin-dependent protein catabolic process; protein ubiquitination. Gene Ontology annotation, molecular function: ubiquitin protein ligase activity; zinc ion binding. The transcript has 2 exons.
AUGUCUUCUCUCGUCUCCGAAUUCAUCAUUAACCCCGUCCUACGCCAAGCUCGCCGCUUUUCUGAGAUAUCACGCACGACCGUGACUGGCGAGGAACAUGAAGCGGCCCCUGCGUCGGAUACCGAUGCAGUAAACGACUCCGGCACUACCGGGACCGUCGUACAUGAAGCACCUGGGCAACUCGGGACUGCCGGCGAGGAAACCAUGGCGAGGCGUCCAGAAACACCCCGAUCACGGGUUGUGAGCACAUCAACACAGGAAACCAGAGUGGGGGACGUCUUUGAAUCUCCUCCGACAAGCGACAAUACCACUCACGACCACUUAGGGUUUACUCUGACCCCGAGAAAGGGUCGCGCGAUUCCGGAGGACGAUGGAAUGCAGGAGUUGAGGAAACGCAUCCAGGCGAUAAAUGCUGGAAACUCGCCGCCAGCUGAGAAAGCCAGGCGUAUGCACGAACUCCUCCUGGAAGGCUAUCAUGCUUCGCAAGUGGCCAACUGCACAAAACCAACAGCUCCUUCGGAAGAAGAAUUGGGUCAUGAAUGGGAAUCUUCAGCCUCCCCAGGUCCUUUGGAGUCUCUCAAGUCAUGGUAUAACCAGGCCACAGAUCAACUCUCAACUGCGGACAAGUUUGUCAUCAGCAACAGCGAUAUUGCCCCGACUUUUGCGCCGAUACGUUCACGUAAGGGCUCGGAUGUAGAGCUGCAGGGGCAGGGUCUCACGACGCCACCAGAGUCCCAGCCGCCGUUGGGCUGUCAACACUAUGAACGAAACGUCAAGUUGCAGUGCUUUACUUGCAAGAGGUGGUAUACUUGUCGAUUUUGCCACGAUGCUGCGGAAGACCACAGCCUAGUUCGGAGGGAAACGAGAAACAUGCUUUGUAUGCUUUGCGGAACACCGCAAAAGGCCUCUGAAGUGUGUAUCAGCUGUGGCAAAAUCUCGGCUCACUACUACUGCAAUAUUUGCAAACUGUGGGAGAAUCGAAAGAGGAAACCAAUAUAUCACUGUAACGACUGUGGUAUCUGCCGCCGAGGACUUGGCUUGGGAAAGGACUUUUUUCACUGCAAGACUUGCCGUGCGUGCAUAACCACGUCCAUCCAGAGCUCCCACAAGUGUAUCGAGAGGUCCACGGAUUGCGACUGCCCAAUCUGCGGAGAGUACAUGUUCACGUCACCCAAGCCUGUGGUGUUUAUGCCAUGUGGACAUAGCAUACAUAAGAAGUGCUAUGACCAACACAUGAAAGUCUCGUACAAGUGUCCAAUCUGCAAUAAGAGCCUGGCCAACAUGGAGACUCACUUUCGCAACCUGGAUGUCGCUAUUGCAAAUCAGCCCAUGCCCCCGGAAUUUCGAGAUACCAAAGCAACUGUCCUCUGCAAUGAUUGCUCUGGAAAAUGCGUUGUUCCCUACCACUGGCUUGGCCUGAAAUGCUCGAUAUGCCAAUCAUACAACACUGUGGAGUUGCAGAUGCACGGGCAGAGCAGCCAAGAGCUUCAGACCGCCACAGAGAGGACGGAGGCGGCAGUAAGCGCGCAGACCUCAGCCGCUGUUCAACGUCAGGCCAUGACUCCUCCGGCAACGUCAUCUCGAGCUGGUGCUUGGAUUCCAAACAGGAGACGACACUCCUCACACGGAACUGAGCUUCAGCACCGUGCUUCAGAUAGGUUCGCGCGAUCAUUCUCCCCUCUUGAGUCGGGCACCGAUUCCUACCUUCCUCAAAUUGCCGCUGAUAUCGACUCCGACGACGAUAUCUUGGGACUCUGGAGAGGGAGUAGGAGCCAAGAAGAUCAAGUUGGGGAUGAAGAUGAGGGCGAGUUUGGCCAAGGAAAUUCUGAUUCCGAUCAGGAUAGUGAAGGCAUCAUGAGUGCAGAUGAGGAUGACGACGACGACGACGACGACGACGAUGACGACAUUCUUCUCAUUGGACACAGGUGA